Molecule: messenger RNA, 726 nt
Organism: Psylliodes chrysocephalus
Lineage: Eukaryota; Metazoa; Arthropoda; Insecta; Coleoptera; Chrysomelidae
Source: the annotation of a GenBank genome assembly
AUGAAACUGCGAGAAUAUUUUAUUUCCGAACUAACAAACGUAAUUUUUGUUCCAGAUCCGCCAGAAAUUAAAGUUAAGCCCAGAAAUCUACAAGUCAAAGCUGGUGGUAUUGCAGCCUUUUACUGUGCAGCUCAAGGCGAUCCUACACCUGUUAUUCAAUGGAAGAAGAACGGCAAAAAAGUCUCAAUAAAAGAGUUUCCUGAUGGUGCCUCUCUGCUUAGGAUAGAACCAGUCAAAGCAGGAAGAGACGAUGCAAAUUAUGAAUGUGUCGCAGAAAAUGGGGUAGGCGAUGCUGUCAGUUCUGAAGCUACGCUUGUCGUAUUCGAAGAAUGUUUGGAAUGUUUGGAAUGUUUUGAAUGUUUUGAAUGUUUUGAAUGUUUUGAAUGUUUUGAAUGUUUGGAAUGUUUGGAAUGUUUGGAAUGUUUGGAAUGUUUGGAAUGUUUGGAAUGUUUGGAAUGUUUGGAAUGUUUGGAAUGUUUGGAAUGUUUGGAAUGUUUGGAAUGUUUGGAAUGUUUGAAAUGGUUGGAAUGUUUGGAAUGUUUGAAAUGUUUGGAAUGUUUGGAAUGGUUGGAAUGUUUGGAAUGUUUGAAAUGUUUGAAAUGUUUGGAAUGUUUGGAAUGUUUGGAAUGUUUGGAAUAUCCUUCGGGAGAGCGCCUUGAAAAAACGUCCUCUUGGAAUAUUGUAAUGUUUGCAGACGGCUCUUUACAGUAUACUUGUGGAGGCUGA